AUGGCCAGCCUAUCCGCCUUCCUGCACUAUCUGCGCCUCAAACUCCUGAUCUCCUUCUACCGGCUCUUCGUCAAAAUCCUCACCUCGCCUCCGAGGCCUCGUCCUGACUCCGUACUGAGAAUUCCAUCUCGCGAUAAAGGCCGCACUAUCAAUGCCCAUCUUUAUAAGCCCUCCUGGGAGUAUGAAGGGACCAUGGAUCUGCGGGAUCCGAGGAUCUCGCCAGCGUAUGCUGAUGCAUCUAAAUAUCCCGCCAAUAUGCUGGUUAUAACAGCGGAGUUGGACUCGUCGGCGCUCGAGGCGGAGGACUUGGCGAAGAAAGCCGAGACGGAAGGUACAGCGAGCGGCAGGAAUGUGGUGCUUAGGAGGAUAAGAGAGUGCGGUCAUGCAUUUGACAAGAAGAACACGGAUGAAGCUUGUGUCCAGGCUCGAGACGAGGCUUAUGGACUUGCUGUGGAUAUGUUGAGGAAGGUCGCAAGCGAGAGUGGUUGA
This is a messenger RNA of Aspergillus fischeri NRRL 181, 489 nucleotides long. Its product is annotated as putative carboxylesterase. The transcript has a single exon. The record is from RefSeq and is a predicted model, not a curated record. NCBI's taxonomy places the organism in Eukaryota, Fungi, Ascomycota, Eurotiomycetes, Eurotiales, Aspergillaceae. Bases 1 to 489 code for a protein of 162 amino acids.